AUGUCAUUCGAUUUUAACGAGACGCCGAUACUGCUUUCACAAGAAGAAUAUGAUACGGGAGGUGGUGGAUCUUCAGAUAAAUUUGAGAAUAGUGGUACUAUUAGAGCGAUCGCUGGUUUCUUUGCUAUUACGGCUACUUUUCUGUCAAUUAUUUCUGUAUGGUCUCACCUCAAACAUUACAAAAAGCCGUUAUUACAGCGAUAUGUAGUGCGAAUUAUAUUAAUGGUGCCAAUUUACGCUAUUUCUUCUUGGAUUAGCUUGACCUCAACAAAUGCUGCUUUUUAUGUUGACUGCAUAAGGGAUAUGUAUGAAGCAUUUGUGAUCUAUUGCUUUUUUAAUAUUUUAGUAAAUUACAUUGGCGGAGAAAGAGCUCUCCUGACCUUACUUCAUGGUCGCCCACCAACUUCACAUCUUUUUCCUGUCAAUAUAUUUGUCAAAGAAAUGGAUGUUGGUGAUCCUUACACGUUCCUCUUUUUGAAACGUGGUAUUCUUCAAUAUGUAUAUUUAAAACCGGUGUUAGCUGCUAUUACUAUGAUUCUAAAGUGGUCAAAUGCGUAUGAGGAAGGCCGUAUUGAACUUGCCAAUGCCGAAGCGAAUUCAGCGCAGAACAUAUCAGUUUCAAUUCAAGAUUUUCUAAUAACUUUUGAAAUGUUGCUUGCUGCAGUCGCACAUUGGUACGCCUUUUCAUACAAGGACUAUAUCGACCCUAGUCUCCGAUCAGGCCGUAUGCCCAUUAAAUAUGCUUUCAAAGAUUGUAUGGGAUUCAGGGAUCUAAUAGAGGAUACAUUAGAAACGAUCGGAGGUUCUCGAUUUAACUAUAGAACUUUUGAACCAGCUGAAGGCAUGGCAUAUAUUGGCCCGAGCAGAACAGCAAGGAUAAUGGCCGGCUUACGAUUUACUGGUGGCGGCGCUGGUAAAUAUUGGCUUCCUGGCCCAAAUUCUCGUACACCUUUGCUUUCUGGGCAAACAGAUGAUGAUAGGGACAGUUUAAUUUUUCAUGAUCCUGAUCCGAAUGAUGAAGUGGAAUAUAUGUAUUCCUAUAGUCGGAAAUUGGGUGAACAUGGGGACUACAACUACCCCGUAAUUGAUUCUGACCGAUAUAAGUACCAGAGGCCACCACCUCCAAAACCACAAAGAAAAAGAACUAUGUCCAAAAGAAGAUCAAAAUUAAAAGGAAAGGGAAUAGCCAAAAAUUUGUACUUUGAAAUUGGAGAUGAUGAUGAGAAUGCUGAAUCUGAAAGUAAAGAACAUUCCAGCAGUUCUAGUAUUCUACCACUCCGAGAUGGCUGUGUGGAUCUUAUUAGAGAAGAUGGAAAUGGAAAAAGGCUAGAAAUCUAUACUGACCCUAUUGAAACUUCGUCUCAUGGUCCACCUUUAUCAUCGUUAAUACAAUCAUACGAGUCUAUAUUGUCAAGAGAUCCGUUUAUUCAAGAACCGAUAGCACCUAUAGAUGUGCCUCACCCAUUGCCAAUAAGUGCAGUUCAUCCAGUUCAUCCACUAGAGAUGCAAAAUGCUUGGCUAAGUUCGACCGACGGUUCGCCGUAA
Cetraspora pellucida is the source of this 1545-nucleotide messenger RNA. The record is from the annotation of a GenBank genome assembly. NCBI's taxonomy places the organism in Eukaryota, Fungi, Glomeromycota, Glomeromycetes, Diversisporales, Gigasporaceae.